AUGGUGCGCUAUAAUACAGCGGUAACGGCCCUGCUGAAGCGGGUGGGCCCUCGCACCGAUCGUGGCCUCGGCCAACUCCCCGAUUCGCUUCUCCGAGAUCUGACCCGCACGACCCACAGCAUGUUGACACGGUUUUCCUUGUGCUGGGAAAGUGACAAAGCGCACAAGGCACGAGAAGCGCAGGCGGAAGAGAUCGCGGCGGGCAACGGUGUGACGAACCUGGACCGAAUCCCUGAAGCGCACAGGGUAUCUAUGGCGGCACAAAUACCGUGCAUACUUCUCUUCCUGCAGCUCGCGCCACCGAAAGUGCAGACAAGUUGCGCCUCCAUCCUGAGCCGGUUUGCGCUCUUCAGCAUUCCAGUGCGCGGUCGCUCACCACACGUGAAUGCGCUCUUCACCGCCAUCAUCUUACACCUGCUUCCGCGCCCAUACGCGACGGUGCCGACGAUUAACCUGAUCCUUACGGUCAUCACCGUUGGCGCCACUCGAAUCGCUGACGAGGAGGCAGAAAAGUUGAUGAGGCGACAGUUAACGAGUCGUAUACCGAAGUGGGUUCUCGAACAAAACGCAGAGGUCGAGGCGUGCUUAGCAGGACUGCCGCGGUGGCUCCAGACCCUUGUUCCCAAGGGUGCCAGCUUAGACUUCCCCGAGAUCAUCGAUGAAAUUGCUCGGCGACUUCCACCAGCAGACGAAGGGCUGCCCGGUGACUAUGUUGACGUCCUUGCUGCCCGCACAGAAAGAGAAGCUGCAAAGUACGAGUAUGGCGUCACGCUGAAAGCCAUGUACAGCGAGUCUACGACAAACAGGGUGACACCCGCGGAGUUAUCGAUGCUAGUGCCGAAGCUGCUUGAUUUUUCGGUGAAAUUCGACAGAAUGCGAGCUGCUGCUCAAAUGGCUCAGAAUGUGCAGCUGCUCGACUUUUCGCCACCAGUGAACCGCGAAACACUGUACUCCGCCUACGCCUGUACGGCGCUGCGUGAUGCUCUGUCGAACCUGAGCCUGCUACGUCACACAGAGAAGAUCCUGGCUGUGCGAGAACUCUCCCCGUUCGAGUGGCUCUUCAUCAUAUCAAUCGUGACAGGCCGCGAAAAGGCAUGGGCGCCAACAGCCUACACGGCAAUGCGCGCCGCGUUGCGCAUUGCCGAGGAGCGACGUAGAGCCGAAAUUAAAAGAAGCUGCAAGGCUGAGCGAGAUGUGUCUCUGUUUGGAUCCAUGGACGCGAAAAAACGCCUGAUGCUGCUCGCACAUUACUCCAACGGUUUGUGUGAGCUGCGCUUCGACCACGACCUCUUCACCGCCGCGCUAGAGUGCACGAAGCCUCUGAUGCAAGAGUACCUCAGAGCACUUGAGGCAGACACAACCCCUUCGCUGCGAAUUCUCGAUGCGAAGUAUCGCAUCCGGCAAAUGCUUUCCGUCGUGACUCGUGCCGAUAACGUGAACGUAAGCCACGUCGGUGAGGAGUUAGAAGACGUGGCGGACGAUAACGACAUCACAGCCGAGUCGGCAGGGGCGGACGAGGCGAGGACCACCACAGGCAAGACCACACACUUCCUUUUGCGAGCGCUGGAGAAGUUCUUUGCGGAGCCAUCGUUCUCCUGCUCCUCCGCAGCUGUCGCACUGGCUACGCGUGUCCCCGAGAAGCGCGGCAGCGGCUUCGCGAGGACAAAUUCGCCAGACCAACAAUGCAGUGCCGCAGUAGCGUUGGAGGACCUUCAAUUUGAUGAGCUCAUCCUGCGUAUGCACGUUGUGGAGUGCGCGAUCGUGUACUGCCUGCAGCUGCACGAGCAAAAAGCGAAACGUCACGGUGCAUCCAGUGAGCUGGUGGAACUGUCGUUGCGCUCCGCACGUCGUAUGCAGCGCAUUGUCGGUAUGCAGCUGCGGAACGUCUCGUCCGUCAUCCGAAGCUCCCGGUGGAAGUCGCAGGCAGCAUGCGUGCCCGAAGGACUGUCGUCUGACACAACAGCUGAAACGGUGAUCGUGGAUGGUGUCAUGGAAGAGUACAAGAGCCUUCAGCUAAGCUGGGUUACCAUGAAGUUGCUAGUGACACUUACACAGCUAAAAGACCUGAGCGCGGCGGCACGCGCUGAUGUCGCCUGCGUCGCUGCAGCUUUCAUGUCGGACUUUGCCGUUUUCAUGGACUCGAUAGGCGACCACCGUGUGCUGCCGACCACUGUGAACCGCAACAUCGCCAUGCUUCAUCGCUGGUAUGUAAGCCACAAAAACAUGCUGAAAUCGAGCGCGAUAGCAGAAGACGCGCCGCCGUUCCGUGACGCAGAUGAGAAGGCGCGGAAGGUGGCCCUGUCCUGCUUGGGAGUGGCGCAGCGGAUACUUCCACCUCGCCACCAUCAGCGGCGGCUCACGGGCGUCGAAUCCGGACUCUCCUUCGGCUUUCACAAAAAGUUGGUCGUUGUGCGAAUCUUCGACUCCGCAUUGUCGCUCGCACUCACAACGAACAUGACGCUGGACGAACUGCCGAACAUUUUUGACUUGAUGGAGAAGACGGUCGAUACGAUUCGUGACGCUUCGCUAAUGGCGUUGCAGGAGUCGCCAUCCAACACGGAGCGCUACAAAGCUGAGAAGAAACUGCGUAGCUCGUUGCUUCCGAAGCUGAUGCGCCUCCUGCACCACAUUUGCAUCCUGUCCAUCAACGACGAGUCGUGCCUCACUGUGGCGGCAGCCGCGCUGGAUGCGUGCGCUAGAGAGGACCAGAUCGCAUUCCUAUCGUGGAAAAAGCGAGAGUCCAUCUUGAGCACGACGUUGUACGUCUAUCGUGCCCUCGCCGAGCGGUUUGCGCACUCGCGCGCAAGCCGUGAUGUGGCGCACCAGCUUUUGAUCAUGGUGAGCCGCUUGGCUUUGGGCCGUUUGGAGUACAAGGAUUCCGAGUUCACAGUGCAGAAAGAGAAGAGGCGGUUGUCCGAGAGUGAACUAGAGCUGCGACACCUCGUGUGGGCGGUACUUAUGUGGCAGAUUUCGUGCACCGUCGCCUCGACUUUUCUGCAGAGUGCACCCCUCGACAAGUAUCUGAGAGUCAUGCACACGUACGUCAAGCGGCACUUUGUGAUAUCCAUGAGCGCGCAAGCGAUGGAAGAGUCGAGCAUGAUUGGGACGGAGGCGGAGUUAGAGUACUGCGAGCAGGUACUCGCGGAAUUGGGGCCGUCUGCACGCUCGCCGAUCCACUGGGAGCCGACAACGACAAAGAAGGCGGUGAUUCUGCGGUGCAACCUUGCCAUAAGGGAUGUCUUCUCAGCGAUGAGGUUCCUGGCAACCGUACUCUACAAGGAUUCGUCGGCUUCCGCUAGUCAGGCUUUCCGUAUGCGAUGGGUAAGUCAGAUGGAGCUGGCGUGUGGGCUGCUGAAGCAGUAUCGGCGGUGGAUUGCGCCGUCCGUUUGGUAUUCUAUCUGGCGGGAGCUGGUUGCUAUUUCCGUUGUGAUGCGAAUAGGCCAUUGCAACUCGCUUCCGGUGCAAGAGACCACCGAGGUGACUGCGGAGCGUCUGCUAACCUUCUCCAAGAUCCGAGACAACAAGGGAGUGUGGCUCGAUCUUCGAGGCCCGCACGCCGCUGCUUCGCAGGAGGAUGGCGGUGCACAGGAGGGGGCCUCUGCUUCGAAUAGGCACGCGAGAGGAGAGUCUGAGUUGAUGUCUUUUUCAGACGCGUCGCGAAUCUUCCAGGUGCAAGAGCGAUUGACAGACGUGAAUCUGCGUGUUUACCUUGUGCAGCUGACAGAUCGACUGAGUCGAGAGCAGGAGCAGCACGCGCUCAACCAGGCAGACAGCGGCGCAAACCUUGAAGGAGAGCGGCGUAUCAGACUUAACGGCCUUAGCGAAACACAAGCACAGAUUCAUGAGCGCAACCUCCGCGCCGCGCGCAUCAGCAUCCUUUUUACCUGCCGACGCAUGCGGUCGUAA
Leishmania major strain Friedlin is the source of this 3906-nucleotide messenger RNA. RefSeq lists its product as hypothetical. The record is from RefSeq and is a predicted model, not a curated record. The coding region runs from base 1 to 3906 and encodes 1301 amino acids. NCBI's taxonomy places the organism in Eukaryota, Euglenozoa, Kinetoplastea, Trypanosomatida, Trypanosomatidae. The transcript has a single exon.